Messenger RNA from Emys orbicularis (European pond turtle), 1546 nucleotides. RefSeq names its product microtubule associated protein RP/EB family member 2 (gene MAPRE2). NCBI's taxonomy places the organism in Eukaryota, Metazoa, Chordata, Testudines, Emydidae. The record is from RefSeq and is a predicted model, not a curated record. Gene Ontology annotation, molecular function: microtubule plus-end binding. Gene Ontology annotation, biological process: protein localization to microtubule; spindle assembly; regulation of microtubule polymerization or depolymerization. The coding region runs from base 9 to 986 and encodes 325 amino acids. The transcript is spliced from 7 exons. Gene Ontology annotation, cellular component: microtubule plus-end; microtubule organizing center; cytoplasmic microtubule.
GCGCGCCAAUGCCGGGACCUACCCAAACGCUGUCCCCAAAUGGCGAGAACAACAACGACAUCCUGCAGGAUAACGGCACCAUCAUCCCCUUCAGGAAGCACACGGUGCGCGGGGAACGUUCCUACAGUUGGGGAAUGGCGGUCAACGUGUAUUCUACCUCUAUAACCCAAGAGACUAUGAGCAGACAUGACAUCAUUGCAUGGGUUAAUGACAUAGUAGCUUUAAACUACACAAAAGUCGAACAACUUUGUUCAGGAGCAGCUUACUGCCAGUUCAUGGACAUGUUGUUCCCAGGGUGCAUUAGCUUGAAGAAAGUAAAAUUUCAGGCAAAGCUGGAGCACGAGUACAUUCACAAUUUCAAACUUCUGCAAGCAUCAUUUAAAAGAAUGAAUGUGGAUAAGGUGAUUCCAGUGGAGAAAUUGGUGAAAGGGCGCUUCCAAGACAACUUAGAUUUUAUCCAAUGGUUUAAGAAGUUCUUUGAUGCCAACUAUGAUGGUAAAGAGUAUGAUCCUGUCGUGGCUCGACAAGGCCAAGAUGCUCUCCCCCCACCAGAUCCCGGUGAACAGAUCUUUAACUUACCAAAAAAGUCGCAUCAUGCAAACUCCCCCACUGCAGGUGCUGCUAAAUCCAGUCCAGUUUCUAAACCAGGGUCCACACCUUCUCGUCCAUCGUCAGCAAAAAAAGCCACACCAAGCAGCUCAGCAUCCAAAUCAGAUAAAGAUUUGGAAACACAAGUCAUACAACUCAGUGAACAGGUACAUUCAUUAAAACUUGCACUCGAAGGCGUGGAGAAGGAAAGGGAUUUCUACUUUGGAAAAUUAAGGGAGAUCGAACUUCUCUGCCAAGAACAUGGGCAAGAAAAUAAUGACCUUGUCCAAAGGCUAAUGGAAGUCCUUUAUGCUUCAGAAGAACAUGAGAGCCACACAGACGAGCAUGAAGGCGAGGAGCAGGUCCAUGAACAGCCCCAACAGCAGGAAGAAUACUGACCUGUCCAACAUCUUUGACAGUUUUCAUUCUGUGUGGGAACUUUCUUCUGGAGAAAGGAACAUGUGUGGCCUCAAACUCGAAACCAGUCACUCCCAGUCUGCCAUUAACAUUUAUGUACCGUAGCGAGUGCCAGCAAACCACUGCAUUCUGUACCCAUAUUUUGCCAAGAUGCAUUUGCAGAAGUCUUCUUUCAGUGUGUCUACCUGAGAGGUCGUAGGGCUACAUCACCUACUGUACAUCACUGCAACUUCACCACUUGGCUGCUUGAGAUUUGUUCCGCUUUUUAAAAAAUAUAUAUAUUUAUUUUUUCUUUUUGUCUUAAGUAUGAUACAUUUGUAAUUUGUUCUAAAAUGUUUAUAUUGGCAUCUCGUGUGGCAAGAAGUAUUGUACCACUAGAUGUGUUUGUCACUUGGUGGUGCUUUGGUAUUUUCAAGUACAUCUGCCUCGGGGCAUAAAUUUGGUCAAACAAUUGGAACAAAGGGAUACAUUAGAAGUGAUACUCAAGCUAUAAUGAUGAGGUGUGUGUUGUGGAGGGAAAAGGCGUAUGUGACUCAUAUCG